This is a messenger RNA of Knipowitschia caucasica, 876 nucleotides long. Lineage: Eukaryota; Metazoa; Chordata; Actinopteri; Gobiiformes; Gobiidae. The record is from the annotation of a GenBank genome assembly.
AUGAAGCCCACACACAAGCUGCUGUUCGUCCUGUGCCCCAUGCUGGUCCUGGGCUUCAUCUACUACUCCUCCGGGAAGCUGCACCUGCACGUGUGGGGGCAGAAGUCUCAGAUGGAGUCGGACACCACCGUGGGACGAAUGGUAGACUCAGUGUACGAUAAACAGGGCUUUCUGCUGCAGCUGGACAUCAAAUUGCCGACGGAGCUGAUGUACAAAUACGGGAACCUGAGCGAGGGCACGUGCAAGCCGGGAUACGCAGCCGCCAAAAUGACGGCCAUCUACCCUAAAUUUGUGAAGCCUGCGCCCAUGUUUCUAGACCGGAACUUCAAACGGCUCGGGAAGGUCAACAGUUACUUGCCUCCAUUUGGAUUUAAAACCCAGGAGAGAAUCAUAGACGGCAUUUUAACAGCCACCAAGAGCUACGGCCUCGGAGAGGAGCUGGACAGUCUGUCCUGUAAGAGAUGCAUCAUCGUGGGGAACGGAGGGAUCCUGGCCAACAAGUCGCUGGGCCCAAAGAUCGAUGACUACGAUGUGGUGGUGAGGCUAAACGAGGCCCCGGUGAGUGGCUUCGGCAGAGACGUGGGGACCAAGACCACCAUGAGGAUCACGUACCCAGAGGGAGCCAUCCAGAAACCCGAGAACUACGAGAAGGACUCGCUGUUCGUCUUCUCCGCCUUCAAACCGCUGGACUUCAAGUGGCUGCGGCACAUGGUCUACAAGGAGAAACUGUGGACUGGCUUUGAUCGACUCUCAGAGGAAGACCGGUCCCGCAGGUCCACAGAGAGCCUCAUCACGUCAUGUCUCGCUCUCAGGUCUGUUCGGAGGUACGCAGCCAGAGAAGCCCCAGACAGUGUGGGAGCACCAACCACAUUUUAG